AUGCCGCACGCGGCGCCCGAACGGCAGCGUCGUGCGUCCGCGGGAAGGGGCGGGUCCGCGCUGCCGCGGGGCGCCCCGCAUCCCCGCGCCGAGGCGCUGCCCAAGAGCCCGCUGCGCGCCAAGGGCAGCCCGGCCCGGAGGCCGCAACGGGGCCCGGAGGCGGCAGGUGCCGCCGAAGAGAUAGAAGUGCUGGAGCUGGGGAAGGAGGAGGCCUCGCCGGCGCUGCCGCCGCAGGCGGGCGAGCCGGCCGCUCCCGACGCGGAGCCCGCGGGGGAGGAGUGCAGCUGGGCCGGCCUCUUCUCCUUCCAGGACUUGCGGGCAGUGCACCAGCAGCUGUGCUCGGUGAACUCGGAGCUGGAGCCCUACCUGCCUGCCUUCCCCGAGGAGCCCUCGGGCAUGUGGACGGUGCUGUUUGGAGCCCCGGAGCUAUCCGAGCAGGAGAUGGAUGCCCUCUGCUGCAAACUGCAAGUUUACUUGGUCCACAGCUUGGAUACCUGCGGCUGGAAGAUCCUUUCGCAGGUGCUCUUCACUGAGACUGACGACCCCGAAGAGUAUUACGAGAGCCUGAGUGAGCUGCGACAGAAGGGGUACGAGGAGGUGCUGCAGCGGGCCCGCAGGCGAAUCCAGGAGCUUCUGGAAAAACAUAAGAACACGGAAAGCAUGGUAGAGCUGCUUGAACUGUAUCAAAUGGAAGACGAAGCCUACAGUAGUCUUGCAGAAGCUACCACGGAGCUGUACCAAUACUUACUACAGCCAUUCCGAGAUAUGAGGGAACUUGCGAUGCUUAGAAGACAGCAGAUAAAGAUCUCGAUAGAGAAUGACUACCUAGGCCCCAGAAGAAUUGAGAGUCUGCAAAAAGAAGAUGCCGAUUGGCAGAAAAAAGCCCACAUGGCUGUGCUUUCUAUUCAAGAUCUGACAGUGAAAUACUUUGAAAUCACAGCUAAAACACAGAAAGCUGUGUAUGACCGAAUGCGAGCAGACCAGAAAAAGUUUGGUAAGGCAGCAUGGGCGGCAGCAGUGGAACGUAUGGAAAAGCUUCAGUAUGCAGUUUCUAAGGAGACUUUGCAGUUGAUGCGUGCUAAAGAAAUCUGUUUGGAGCAGAAGAAGCAUGCGCUGAAGGAGGAGAUGCAGAGCCUGAAAGGUGGUACAGAAGCCAUAGCCCAUUUGGACCAGUUAGAAGCUGAUUAUUAUGAUCUACAGCUUCAGUUAUAUGAAGUGCAGUUUGAGAUCUUGAAAUGUGAAGAGCUGCUGCUGACUGCACAACUUGAAAGCAUCAAAAGACUGAUGUCAGAAAAGAGCGAUGAAGUGGUGUAUUACGACACUUUCGAAAGUAUGGAAGCUAUGCUUGAAAAAGAGGAUGUGGCAACAUCUAUACACUUGCAAAAAGAGGAGCUGCAAAAGUUACAACAAAAAAUCCGCCAGCUGGAAGCAAGGCGUGGACGUAUUUCAGCCAAGAAAGCCUACCUCAGAAAUAAGAAGGAGAUUUGUAUUGCAAAGCAUAAUGAAAAGAUUCAGCAGCGUCACCAGAGUGAGGAGGAAUACAAAAUGCACCAUACUGUUCAGCUAAAGCGAGAUCAAUUACAAGAUGAAGAGGAAAGAAAGAGCUCUUGGGUUAGUCAGGAACGACAGAAAACACUGGACAGACUUCGCACAUUUAAACAGCGGUACCCGGGGCAAGUAAUACUAAAAUCAACCAGACUACGGCUGGCUCAUGCAAGAAGAAAAUGUGCGGCCAGCUCGGUGUCCCGUGUUGAUCAGCCUCAGUCUUUGCCAGCAACCAUACAAAUCCAAGAGAAAAGCGAAGAGGUGGAAUUGGAGAAUGCAGUUCAGCCUUUGCAAGUGCAGGAAUCCACAAGCUUAGAACAAUUUCAAGAUAUCUCAUUACCUCCCAAUGGUGUUACCUCUGAACUGCCUCAUGCUAGUACUUCUACGCUCACCAGUACUGACUAUCAACCAGAGAUUGUUACUGUAGUACCACUUCCACCUCCUUUGCCUCCACCACCUCCACCUCCGCCUCCACCUUUGCCCUCCAAGGAAGAUGCCACCAAAUCCUUAGAGAAAAGCGACAGCUUUGUUAAACGUCAGAGUGAAGAGAAGGGAGUCCAGCACUCUUCUGGUCUCCCACCAGCACAUCUGUUUGACAGCAGUCAGCUAGUCAGUGCAAAGAAGAAGCUUAAGAAGACUGGUGAGCUAGAGGGUUUACAGAGGAGAAGAGUGAGUUCCCCAAUGGAUGAAGUGCUGGCUUCCUUGAAACGUGGCAGCUUUCACUUAAGAAAAGUUGAGCAAAGAAGUCUCCCUCCUUUUCCUGAUGAAGAUGAUAGCAAUAACAUCUUGGCACAGAUCAGGAAAGGGGUGAAACUGAAGAAAGUGCCGAAAGAUGUUCUGAGAGAAUCCUUUACAAUUCUGCCUGAUACUGACCCUCUCACAAGGAGCAUCCACGAAGCAUUGCGACGCAUUAAGGAAGCAUCACCUGAAUCAGAGGAUGAAGAGGAGAGUUUGCCUUGCACAGACUGGGAAAACUAACCUGUGAUUCACAGCUACUGAUGUGAGAAAAGAAACCCCUGUUGAAGAUCACUUUUCCUCUUCAUUUCUGAAAAUUCAGAGCAAGCAGUUAUCAACACCAAUUCCGCAGGCUUUCUUUGGCAAAUUAUUCAGUAUAUGGAGAAAAUGGCCUGAAAUGUUAAUUUUCUGGUCACUUUUUUUUUUUUUUAAUUUGUUCCAAAAAAUCUGGUUUGGGCAAAAAGCUAAACUGUUCUGGUGUGCAUUUUAUAUAAUCAAGAAUGCCCAGUUCUUAAGCACUUUUUGCAUUUGCGUUAGUAAUGUGUGGCCAGUUAAGCGAGGGGGACAUUUUGAGUUGGGAGAAUACUUGCUGUUAGAGUAACUUUGGGAUUUGGCAAAGACAUCAAACCAGCUAUAAAACGUCCCCUUCGCUGCACUGAAUAUAUCAUCUGCUUGAAAAUCCAACUAAACAGCUCCUUGCAGAAAAGCUUGCUGAUAUUCCAGAAAGAGGAGAAUUCCUAGUUGCACUGCAGUAGCUGAAAUUCAGUAAUGUGCAACUAAGACUUUCUUUUUUUCUUCCUAGUUUGAAGAAGUCUACGUCAGUAUGAAAAGUAACAAAUGACUACAGCACAAUGAGAAAUAAGAGACGAAUUCAGCACAUACUCAAUGAUGUGUUUGUUUCCAACAUGGUACAUUUAGCAAGACAUACCAUGGCACCUUUUUAGGUCAUUUGUAGUCUGACACCUUUAUAACUAGACAUUAUCAUGCUUUUUAAAAAUAAUACUUAGCUAUGCUGAACCAAGUUAGUUAUACUUUUAUCAUUUGUUAUAAGAAGCAAUAUUUUGUAAUUUCAUACUUAAGAUUAUUUUUCUCUUUUGGUUUAAAAUGGCUUUUGAUUACUUUAAGCAGCCUUCUUUAAAAAGAUCGAAGCACUUAAACAUACUAAUAAUUCAGUUGUGAAAAUCAUGCUUCUCUUGCUGGUUUUCAUUAUCCACUUUAGCGGCUGCAAAAAUGUUUGUAUUUCAUAACCAAAAGCUUACUGGCUGAAAAAAAAAAAACUUCCCUUUUGAUCCUGACUAUUGCUUUUUUCUUAAAGGGGAGUUACAACUUCCUCUGCAGUGAAUACUUAGAAGUAAUCCUAAACUUCAUGACUAAUGGCUGCAGGCAGCUACUUUUAUGAUACCACAGUACUAUGAGGUAUGUCAAUACAGAGAUCCAAGUAGCCUUGUACCAUCUAGAAACUCCAUCCGAUAUUAAAGUCAGCCCGUUAGAAGAAAACUGAAUUUUCACUAGCAUUUUAUUUUUACUAGUGUGAGAUACACUGUGUGUGAGAAAUACACAGUCCCUGUCUUUUGUGUACUGUGGUCCAGUCACUGUUCCUCUCAUGACAGAUAAACAGCUAUGCAGAUAUGGGGAUUUUUUUUUUAGCAGAGUUAUGCAUUGCUGCUGUCAUGGAAUGGAAUACUUAUUGUGCUCAUGUUUAUAACAGGAGAUUUCAUAUCUUGCCAUUUACUUAUACGAAAAGGAACAGAACUUACCUUAGCAAUAGGCUAUGUAACCUAAAGGAACCUCGGCUCUUGCACCCUUCAGUUGUUUUGCUGUUACUAUCCUGAAAUGAAAGCUCUGUCAAACAUCUCAAAAGGAUGUCACUUUACCCUUGCUAUCAACAAGCAUUUUCUUAACCUUGUUGCCUUAUUUAUAAAGUUGGUGAACAUUCAUUUUCAAAGCACCUGUGAGCAGUGUUACUGUAGAGUUGUAUCAAUUUUUCUGUAUUAGUCAUCAUGUUUGUAUUCUGUCUUGAGAUCAGCUCUGUGAAGCACGUGAUACUGAGUUUUCAAGGACCUAAAACAUGGGGAUGUUUUUUCUUAAACUGCUUCUCUGAACCUUGAGUUACAUGGUGUGGUUGUAAGCUGUCAAAUACUGAGUUCUGGCAGCAAUAACAGCGAGAUUUCAACGUUCAUCAUAAUCAUUUGACAUUGCCUUCCCAUAAGCUGUGGUGUAUUUUUCUCUCUGUUUGUCUGUACUUCCAGUCACACCACAUGUUAAAACUGAGGCAAUCAAGUGAAUUUUUGGCUGAAGCCCAAAGCAGAACUAUGAUGUAGGAUGGUAAUCCUGAUUAUACAGUUCAUCUGAUCAAUUAACAGUGGUGAUUGAGCAACUUUUAUGUCCAUUUUUUUCCUAUUUUCCAGCCUGCAGUUUUUUUCCUUAGAGUAUGCAUAUGGGACACUAGCAAAAUUCCAAGCUGAGGAUAAAUAGUGUAAUUUUAAAGCGUAGGUGCAAUGGUCCCCUUGCACAAUAUCUGUGUCUACAGUUUACCAGUGUUGUGAUUUAUUGAAAUAGCUCCAUGCUGUAUUGUACUACGGUUCUCAGAUUUGUUUGCCACGUGAUCUAUCAUCUUUGCCUUGGAAAAUGUGUGCAUGACUGAGAAAAAUUACUGUCCUUAAUGUAUUUUAUAUUUAUCUGAAAUAUUAGAUUCCUGUAAUAGCUUAGUUUUUAGAAAUGGAGUUCUCAUACCAACAUGUAUUUUAUGCGCACACAAAAAGUAGUUGUUAUGCUGAGCAUAGCAGUUUAUAUUAGUUCAAAACUGCCAUCUUUAAUGUGGAAGGUAAAUGUCUUUUUUUUUUUUUUUCCUACGUAUUGCUAAAAAAAAAAAGCCUGGAUUUUAAUCUUCUUUGAGUCACUAGAUGUCACAAUUUCACAUAAUUCUCCACUUUGAUAUAAAAAUUUUGCAUAUGUAGUGUACAGGCUAAUGCAUAAAACUCCCAUCCUCUGUAACAUGAUAUUUUGCAGUAGGACGGCUCCAGCAGCAAAUGGGGAAAGUUAAGUAUAUUUGCAAGAAAUUUACAGAAAUUAUGACAGGCCUGCAUUAAGAUUGGUUCCUCCAUAGCUAAGAAAAGAUCUAAUAAUUGUGUUUGUCCUUGAGAAAACUUGGCAAGCAUCACUACAGAAAAACCCACUUGAACAUAUGCAAGGAAAGAGAACUUCCAUUAAAAUACCUUUCUGCUAUUAUUGGUAUUUUUCAUUUGUGGCUGGACUUCAUUGGUGCAGCUGCGUUGUUCUGUUGCUAGUCAUUUAUCUUGCACAGUUUGCCAGCUUAAAGGCUUUUUCCAUUUUGAGAAACUUCUUUCUUUGUUCAAAUUAAAACUGUGUUAGUAUAGGGUAACUGAUCCAGUGAGGCAAAGAGUUGGAAUGCAUAAUGUUUAUUGGCUUAUGUGAGAACUGAAGAACCUUUUAUGAGUGGGAACAAGAAAUGAAAAACUCAAUUUCUACUAAAAUAACCAAAAUGUAAGCUAAACAGCAAGUCUUCUGAUCAGAAAUGGAAUUUGCAUCAACGUGAAUUUCAUCCUGCCAUUCUCAGAGGUUCCAGAUCCUUUACAAAUGACAAAUAGUCUUAUUUUAUUCACUUUACUGUGUUUUCAUAUGUUAGUUAAAUUAUCUGUUUAGGGUAGAUGAAGGCUUUUUAAAAUUUUCUUAAGCAUCACUUUUAAGUUUGUUUGUUUUUUUUUAAAUCUGACAGUCUGCAUACUACACCAGACACCUAUAAAAUAAAUUAGUAUGAUUAUAUUUUGUGUUCUUUUGUGGCUGCAUCAGGGAUAGGACUCAACAUACUUCACUACAUUCUUUGUAAAGAAUCAUUUUGAGUAUAAGCACUAUAUUCUGUAAUGUUUAAUAUGAAAGUAAUGACAGGUGCAUUAUUGAAGAUGCAACUUACUGAGAAGAGGAGGCAGAAACUUUUAUUGGUUAAUGUUACCCUUAUUCCGUUUGUUGCACUGAAUUUUGAGAGUGUAAUUUGUAAAUCAAGUUUGCUCACGUGUGUAAUCAGAUUUUAUUUUCAUUGUGAUGCUUAUGUGAUUAAAUUACCUUGAUGUAUUUUGGGUAAUGAUUUCAUAAGCAUGGACAAUAUGUUGUUAUGUUUAGCACUACAGAAUUAAUGUUAAGAACAAGCGAAGCUUCUUGCAUAGAAAAGGAGUAAUUAGAAGCACCUUACUGGGAGAGCACGUUGCAUGAUUUCAGUGCUACUGGAGCAGGCAGACAGUAGGUCAUCCUAAACUUGACUGCAGAUCGCUCUUUGGUGUAAUAAAGCACACUGACAUACUGCUAUCAAUGCUGGAAAAAGUACAGCAAUGGCUAUUUUUAACCUAUAAAUAUACUGUAAUUUAAAGUUUUCCUACAAAAUGAAUUUAUAUUUAAUUGCUGCCUAAUACAUAAAUACUUAAAAAUUUUUGGAGGGUCAAGGGUGGGUGGGCAUGCCAAUAUAUUUUUGGGAGGGGCUAUUGUAUAUACGGUUCUUUGCACUUCCCGUUCAGUUUGACUGUUAAUCCAAAACUCCCAGCUCUGACUGGUGAAUCUGCAACCUAACAUUUACGUGUUAUUAUCAUAGAAUCAUAGAAUUUCCCAGGCCGGAAGGGACCUCCAAGGGUCAUCUAGUCCGACCCCCCCGCAGUCAGCAGGGACACCCCCAACUAGACCAGGUUGCCCAGGGCCUCGUUGAGCCUCUCCUUGAAUAUCUCCAGGGAAGGGGCCUCAACCACCUCCCUGGGCAACCUGUUCCAGUGCUCCACUACCCAUUAUGAUUCAGGUAAUCUAUAUUCUGUAGCCCAGAGCUUCAGAAUUCGACAGAAGAGGUCAUCUUUCCAUUCUUAAAUGUGAAUGCUCAAAUAUGGAAAAUGACCAUGCAACGAAUUUUACUCUGCGGAGUUUCUAAUAUUAAUGUAGAGUAUUAUUUAAAGCUGAUAUCUAAGGCUAUUAACCAAUAUAGGGUAUAGGCCAUUUGGAACAAGUAAAAAGCAUGAUGACCAUUUUGGUGAGCAUAGUCCAAACUCUGCAGAGAUUUUAUUGCAGAGACUGCCACCUCUUCAGUAAUCAGUUUGCCCUAGACUUGUUUGGUUUUCAGAUUUAGAAACAUAUUUUUCAUUUCUGAAUUGGGAAAUAGGUGUUGGGGAUUAGGGACUCUCAUUUAACAUCUCCCAGUAUGUUACUGUGGUUGCUACAUGUUUUGAGUUUUGACUUAAAUAUAUACAUCAUCAUAAGAUGAAAACUUAAGAAACACAGAUGGAUGCAGGUUGUCUUGCAUGAAAGAAGACAGUAAAGUUUAAUGACACUAACUUCUUUAAGCCUGUCAAAUAAAUAAGAAAUAAUCAAAAGAAAGCCAGUUUGCAUUGACUAGCUUUGUGCAAUAUUAUCUGUAGACUCAAAUGCUACUAGCACAUUGUGCUUGGCUUUAAGAAAGUUCUGUAACUCCCAUUAUAUUCAAAAGGAUAUAUUAAAUGCAUAUUUUAUUGUAAACGACUCCGCAAAUUUACUAUGCCUAAAAAUGCUCAAUGUUACAAAGUAUUAAGCAACAAGUGUUUUAAAAAAAUAAAGGGGGUAAAAAAACUAAACCAUUUCUGGCAAUACCUAAAAUCUUAAAAAAAAAAAAAAAGGUUUUAACUGUCUGCUUCUUGCUCGUUUUUCUUUAGUGCAGCUUUUCUGCAAUGCAAGUUUAUUGCUGUGUAUUUUAUGGUUUUUAUUAUCAUGACUCAGAAACUUAAACCUGUACACAAAGUAGUGCACUCACCUUCUUGUACAUGCAAUGUAACAUCAUACUCACAGUUUUGGUGCUUUAAAUGAUUCCUUUUUUUCUUUAUUAAAGGAUAUUUAUUUGACCACGGUCUGGUUUUGAGUAUGUACCAACAGUAAAAAUAAAAAUUCUCUUAGGU
Molecule: messenger RNA, 8198 nt
Organism: Calidris pugnax (ruff)
Lineage: Eukaryota; Metazoa; Chordata; Aves; Charadriiformes; Scolopacidae
Gene: JMY
Product: junction mediating and regulatory protein, p53 cofactor
Exons: 12
Coding region: 1-2523 (840 amino acids)
Biological process (GO): 'de novo' actin filament nucleation; intrinsic apoptotic signaling pathway by p53 class mediator; positive regulation of apoptotic process
Cellular component (GO): nucleus; cytoplasm
Molecular function (GO): transcription coactivator activity; actin binding; Arp2/3 complex binding
Source: RefSeq, a predicted model, not a curated record